CGAGGUAAACGAAGGGAAGUUCUGUAUCUACUUAGGCUAAAAUAGUAAAGCAGACAAAACUAUCAAACUUUAUCCGAAGUCUUUCUUUCGGUUCCCGACAAUCUGUUUUGCAACUUUGACUGCUCUUGUUGCUGACACAAUGUCUUCGCAGUUCAACAGAGGUCCAGCAUACGGGUUUUCAGCGGAAGUAAAAAGCAAGAUUGCACAGAAAUAUGACCCCCAGAGAGAGGAAGAGUUACGAGUUUGGAUUGAGGACGUUACUGGGCGCUCAAUUGGAGAUGACUUUCAGAAAGGGUUAAAAAACGGUGUCAUACUCUGCGAGCUUGUAAACAAACUUCAGCCAGGGUCUGUGAAAAAGAUCAACCAGUCAUCACAAAACUGGCAUCAGCUGGAGAACCUGACCAACUUCAUUAAAGCGAUCACCACCUAUGGACUCAAGCCUCACGAUAGUUUUGAAGCCAAUGAUCUGUUUGAGAAUGGAAACAUGACACAGGUUCAGACCACCCUCCUGGCUCUUGCUGGCAUGGUAAGGCCUGUUGAAUCGUAUAAUUUCGCAGGAGAACAGCCUAACUCUGAUAUUUCCGUCUGUAAUUAUAGAUUCUCUCUAUGUUUACAGGCUAAAACCAAGGGCAUCCACUCAAGUGUAGACAUUGGAGUGAAGUAUGCAGAGAGACAGGAGAGGGCAUUUGAUGAGGAGAAAAUGAAAGCUGGACAAUGUGUUAUUGGAUUACAGAUGGGAACAAAUAAAUGUGCAAGUCAAGCUGGAAUGAAUGCCUAUGGCACCAGAAGACACCUGUAUGAUCCCAAGUCACACAUUCUACCACCAAUGGACCAUUCAACCAUCAGUCUGCAGAUGGGCACCAACAAGGGUGCUAGCCAAUCUGGUAUGACCGCUCCAGGAACCCGUCGUGCCAUCUACGACCAGAAAUUGGGCACUGACAAGUGUGACAACUCCACAAUGUCUCUACAAAUGGGCUAUGCUCAAGGUGCCAACCAGAGCGGGCAGAAUUUCGGGCUUGGCCGUCAGAUCUAUGAUGCCAAAUAUUGCCCCAAAGGUGCACCCAGCGCAAGCGGAGAAUCUGACACUGGCUACACGGAUUACCAAGACGAGGGCUACCAGGGUUAUCAGGAUGACGGUCAAGAUUACUGAAUCAACCAAUAGCAGGCAUUGAGUCUCAAUAAGAAGCUAAAGGGAAGUUGAUACUUCCUUGCAAACAAAAGACCCAAACCAUUCCAUUACACCACAGUAAGCAUGCCAUCUGUCGGAUAGUGGUGAAAGUGACCAAUUUGAAACGUAUCGCUUGCAUUUUAAAUAUAAACGUUCUCUUUUUUUAAAAAUGUAUCAACGUUACGUCUUAUUAAUUUGAAGCGAGAGCCCUACAAAACAUAUCAGUUAUGUGUAUUGAUACUACUUGUAUUUUAUAUGGUUCAAGUGACAGUCAUUUAAUUGCACAACCACUAUAAUAAUAGUAUUUGCUUAAUUGUUUAAUGUUUUUAUUUUUUAAUUUGUUGAAAAUGCUGAUCUCUACUUAGAUGUUAAACAAGUAUGACGGGGGUUAUUGUGAAGUUAUUCACACAAUCCCAAAUAAUUUGUUUUUUUUUCUGUUUUAAUGAAGCUGUUGUGAAGAAAUUUGAUAUUAAGUAUGUACGAGAAAGAGAACGUUACGUGAGCCUGAUUCAUUGUUUGAAUAUUUGAACAUGCUCAGGGGUUUAAAAAUCACUUUUUUUUUUCUUGUCAGUGGAGCAUGUGAAGGUGAAUUUUUUUUUUUUUUUUUGCUGUUACAGUUGAAAGAUGCAAAGUUAAAAUAGUGAGGGUUUAUAUAAGGCGAACCUUUACUGCAGUUAUGUGGUCCAUUGUGUUAAUUUAAGAGCUUUUUUUCCCCCAGUAAUAUUUUAUUGUGUUUUUAGGCUGGAAAGUGAGAACGCGUUCUUGACAUGCACAAAAAGGAAGGGUUCAUCUAUCAUUUCAGCAGCUUUUUUGAGACCUUUCUGCUUUUUACGUUCUAAAUCUUAUACUUCCUCACUUGAUUAGAGGAGAUGAAUGUGGUUUUUGUUUUAUAAUACACUUUAUUGUCGCACACGCAAUCUGUAAUGUUUUAAAGAGUUCGUCUCUGUAUUAGUGUUUCAUAUUCUCAUCAAAUAUUUUACAGUUCGCCUAGCCAGAACAACUGGAGCUUGUCUUGUUUUCUUUGGAUUAUAGUAUUGUGAAAGGAAAUUGAAGUGUAACAUUUGUGAGCCUUGAACAUUCCAAAUUAGGAACUGGAUUCACUACUUUUUUUUUUCCACAGUAUUUGUUCUCAUUCCAAAUGACCCUUUGUACUAGACAUUGGAAAUUUUAGGUAUGCUCUGAUAAAUCACAUAAAUGGAUAUAUCCGUGUAUGCUGUACACUUGUGUUUUUUUUUUUUUACUUUUCUUAUGGAAUAAGAUUGUUAGUUGGAUGUAGUAAAGACUUGGUUCAUAAUAAAAGAUGAUGAACAACA
Onychostoma macrolepis is the source of this 2481-nucleotide messenger RNA. RefSeq names its product calponin 2 (gene cnn2). The transcript is spliced from 6 exons. The record is from RefSeq and is a predicted model, not a curated record. Bases 140 to 1150 code for a protein of 336 amino acids. Gene Ontology annotation, molecular function: actin binding. Gene Ontology annotation, biological process: actomyosin structure organization. Lineage: Eukaryota; Metazoa; Chordata; Actinopteri; Cypriniformes; Cyprinidae.